GCUGGCUGAAAACGGAACAGUGGCUUCAGAAACAGAAACGGCUUGCUCGCCUUUGGUCUCGUGUCUUCCUCUCCUCCUUCCAGGAGCCGCCCUCAGGCCGUGGAAAGCUCUCCAGCUGUUGCACGGCCGGCCUAACGGUCCACACGGCAUUCCCCAGAGGCGGGGAGGGAAAGGUGUCCCGAAUAUAGAAGUAACGGGGUGGAUGAAAACUGGGAGCGGAAGACGGAAGGUGGGCAAAGUUUCUUCUAGCUGUUUCUCCUUGCGGCUAUUAGCCCGGAGAUAGGAGUGUCCCUGUUCGUAGCCAGACGGAGCGGCAAGUACUAAAGAAGCCUGGAAGCUCUAAAAAGAACUAGUUUAUGCUGGGUGUUGGAAGGCUUUGAGUUCCUAUUCUGAGGCUGUUGCCUUCGUUUAAGCGAGAGAGAGCGAGAGAGAGAGAAGAGGUAGCAUGUUGAUGAUCCUUAAAAGAAAAAUCUACCAAAGAACCAAAGCUGUAGCUCAAAGUGGAACCUAUACUUUCUGUAUGCUUUGUUAAAAGAACAAAAGUGGGUGAAAGUGGAUGAGGAAGAUUUUUAAAAAAGAAGUGGAAGCUAUUUUUGGAAAUCCAACUAGAAUCCAUUAAUCACACAUAUUAAACCUGAUGGAUACCAUAGAGACAGCAAAGCUUGAAGAACAUAUGGAAGGCCAGACCAGUGAAACUUCCAAUGGUUAUGUUCGACCUGCUCUGACUGUUAGUGAUGAAAACAAGAAUGGCAGCAACAAACCGAAGAGUUUAUCCAAUGGUUUGCGAAAAGGUGCUAAAAACUAUCCAGAAUACGUACAAAUUUCCAUGCCCACUGACUCUAGAAACAAGUUUCCUUUGGAAUGGUGGAAAACAGGCAUUGCCUUUGUAUAUGCUGUCUUCAAUUUAGUUUUAACAACUGUCAUGAUCACAGUGGUACAUGAGAGGGUACCUUCCAAGGAGCUCAGCCCUCCAUUGCCAGAUAAAUUUUUUGAUUAUAUUGAUCGUGUGGAAUGGGCUUUUUCUGUAUCAGAAAUAAAUGGAAUUAUCCUUGUUGGAAUAUGGAUAAUCCAAUGGCUGUUUCUUAAAUACAAAUCAAUAGUAGGACGAAGGUUCUUUUUUAUAUUGGGAACUUUGUACCUCUAUAGGUGCAUUACCAUGUAUGUCACCACUUUGCCUGUACCUGGAAUGCAUUUUCAGUGUGCUCCAAAGCUAAAUGGUGAUUCUCAAGCUAAAGUUCACCGAAUUCUGCAACUAAUUUCAGGAGGUGGUCUGUCUAUAACAGGCUCACAUAUCUUAUGUGGAGAUUUUCUAUUCAGUGGACACACUGUAAUCUUAACGCUCACUUACCUAUUUAUCAAGGAAUAUUCACCUCGUCACUUCUGGUGGUAUCACUUGAUUUGCUGGUGUAUGAGUGUUGCUGGAAUAAUCUGUAUCCUGGUAGGACAUGAGCAUUACACUGUAGAUGUUGUCAUUGCUUAUUUUAUCACAACUAGGCUCUUCUGGUGGUAUCAUGCAAUGGCUAACGAAAAGAACUUGAAAAUAUCAUCACAGACUAACUUUCUGUCUCGAGCAUGGUGGUAUCCAAUAUUCAAUUUCUUUGAGAAGAACAUACAAGGCUCAGUUCCUUGCAGUUUCUCAUGGCCAAUAACAUGGCCUCCUGGUUGUUUCAAGUCUUCCUGCAAAAAAUAUUCCCGUGUGCAGAAAAUGGGAGAGGACAAUGAAAAAUCCACCUGAAGAAGAUGAAGGCAAAAACAUUCAUAUUAUUUUUCCUUUUUACCAAAACACUUAUGCUAUAACCAAAGCUCUCAAGAUGACUUAGAUUGUUUAUUGAAGAAGUGGAACAGACUCUGUGCAAUUGAUCUGAGAAAAGACUUUUGUAGCCAUUAGAAAAUAAUAGCUAUCCCUUGGUAAAUUUUUUAAUACUCAUAUUGUACAGUUUCAUCCCACUCUUCAGUAUUAGUAGACAUUGGCAUUCGAUGACACUGCAGUGCCAAUAUAAUACUUCCUGAGAAAAAGAACCAGGAUGUUGACUUCUUAAUGAGAUUAAGAGGUGCCAAAGUACACAUCACACCAUCUGUUGUUAAAUAUCAUUCACCCACAGAAACUCUGAAACAAAAUAUCAGCUUCAGAUUUCUGCAAUUCGAUGAGGAAAAAAAAGUAAAAUGCACAAUACUGGUCUCUCAAGCUGAGAGUGACAGAAAUUAGCAGGUAGAGGUGUUAAAUCCAACUGGUGCAUAUAUAAGGCCUGUUACAUAUAACUGGUAAAACCAGAACAGAAUGUGAUCUUUUAUAUUCUUUUAUGGGAAUGAAUUAUAUUAUGAUCCCAUAAUGCCACUGUAUCUACCAGUUCACUGUAUGUACCAGUACAUGCUAUUCUCUGUUAACUUUUUUUUAAUGUGGUAAUUUUAUAUAUGGAAAUAAAACCUAUUUUACCUGAUGAUACUGUAAGCUAGAAAUAAUGUCUACUAAUGUCCUCAAUGUCCUAAAAGAGAAGAGGUAAACUAAUUUAUUGUUAAAAUAACAUACAUAUGUCAAAAGGAUUAUUUAUUUUCUACUGGUCAAUUAGUUUGCAUGACUUUGCGGCAGAUGUACUGGGAGCAUUUUUUGAACAUUAACAUUAACAGUUAAUGCUCAAUAGAUGAAUUAUAUGGUGAGUCUGCAAUCACAGCAAAUAUUGACCAUCCUUCAGACAACAACUGAAAAGAUAGUAUAUCACUUAGUAAAGAUAGUGGUCUAAUAAAAAUUUUCAGCACUGAAACAGCACCUCAAAAUUUUGAAGCGGUUGUAACCAGUCUAUAUCUAUCUGUGGACAAGAUCCUUUGAGGUUCUUCUUUCCAGAAAAGGAAAAUAAAUGAAUUUGGUGCUUCCCUUCUGCCUUUUUUGCCUUUCCCCCAGAUUUAACCUAGCUCAUUAAGUUCCCUUUGAGAACAGCUUGAGAGUGAUACAGAAGCCUUCAGGGAAAAGGGGAAAACAACAAUUAUAAUUCUGCUAAUGAAAGCCUCUCCUGGCUUGAAAUGCCUUCUGCGCAAAAUAGCAGUAGAAUUGUCAAUAUUCUGUUGUGAUGGUUACUGAAAUACAUAUGCACAUGAACAUUCAAUACAAUGCAUUAAAAAUAAUAAAUUGAAAUAAGCAUUUCAGAUCAAGAAGAACAGCAAUUCAUACUUCCUGGCUUUAGUGUCAUCUAAAUGGUGUCUUGAAAAUAAUUUUUCAAUGUUUUUUUUUUAAAUUGCAUUCACUAAAACAUUGAGAUAGAUAUGAUGCAUUUACUGAUGAAUAUCAUUUUUGCUUUCCUUUGGCAUUUGAGUUGUUAUGCUAAAGUUUUUCCACUGAAUAUUUUGUUUCACUAUUACCUAACACUAUUUAUUAUUAAAUGGUCACAUGGCCAAUCUGAUAUCUUCUUGUUUUCAAGGUUUAUUUGUUUGAACCAAGUCUCUGUUUAUAAUAUAACACCUGAAGUAUUUAUUAAGCUCAUGCACACAAAAAUUUACAUGGCCCACUACUUUUGUUCAGUUUGGCUUAAAAACCAAACUAUGUUACUAGAAUUACAACCCAUAGCAAUUAAAUAGAUUGUAUUUGUCCAUAGUAUACUAUGCUUUCAUAAUAUGUCAGUAAAGGCAAUAUUCAGAAAACCACUAUUCACAUUUGCUUUAAUUAAUAUAACUUUUAAAUAUUUUGAAGUUUAUAACUACAUAAAAGGAAAUCAAUUAGAAAAGUUGACAUUUAAACAUUUGUAAGGUCAAAUUUAAAAAAAGAUGGAGUUUGGUGAAAAUUUUCUGAAAGCUGUUGUUUUUCUCUAAAAUUUGUUAACUAGAAAAGGUGCUACCAGUUUCCUUCUGAUUUUUUGUUUUCAUAGAUUAACAUAGCUAUUGUUAUACAAGGUCAUAUAGAAUUAAUUUUCAGAAGAUCACAAAUUCUGAUGUAGCAAACAAUAUAAUCUAAUCAUAGAUAAAGUGUGAUAUUCAAGUCAAAUGCUUUAUUAUGGGUUAAUUUUCUUCACUAGAACCAGGAUAUCUAUAUCACAUGGAAAACUACAUCUUUUAGUCAGAACAUAGAUGUUACUAACAAAAUGAAAAAUUCAAAUUCAGAACUUAAAAUACAGAUAAAUUUGUUUUUAGCUUUAUCUUAAUAGGACACAACAGCUGGAGUUUGGAAAUAUAUACUGCAAAAUCCCCAUUCCCUCCCCACUCCUGGGGUAAGGAUAUUGCAAAAUCUCCAUUCCUACCCCACUUU
Thamnophis sirtalis is the source of this 4231-nucleotide messenger RNA. Lineage: Eukaryota; Metazoa; Chordata; Lepidosauria; Squamata; Natricidae. The record is from RefSeq and is a predicted model, not a curated record.